Molecule: messenger RNA, 848 nt
Organism: Ctenocephalides felis (cat flea)
Lineage: Eukaryota; Metazoa; Arthropoda; Insecta; Siphonaptera; Pulicidae
Product: esterase CG5412-like
Exons: 1
Coding region: 111-839 (242 amino acids)
Biological process (GO): response to retinoic acid
Cellular component (GO): cytoplasm; nucleus
Source: RefSeq, a predicted model, not a curated record
CUGUCUUCUAUUAAAAUCUGAGAACUUAUUUAAUAAACAUCUCAAUUAAAUUGAACAUAUUGCGUUGAGAAAACCAAAUAAAAGAGCAAUUUAUAGUAAAACUACUAUAAAUGGCACAACAAAAACUGAAAAUAUUAGCAUUGCAUGGUUAUCGUCAAAGUGGACCAGUUUUCAAAGGAAAAACAGGAUCUUUUAGAAAAAUCGUGCAAAAAUAUGCUGAUUUUAUAUAUAUUACUGGACCCCACAAAGUAGUGGAUGAAUUUGGAGUAUUAGAAGAUGUAGAGUCUGUAGAAACUGAUCAAUAUAGUUGGUGGUUUAAUAGAAAUGAUGUAACAUUUAAAGGUGAUAGACAGGGUGGACCAGCAAUUGGUUUCGGAGAAUCUUUACAACUAAUAGAAAAAGCCUAUGAAGAAUUAGGUCCUUUUGAUGGAAUUCUUGGAUUCUCCCAAGGUGCCUGCUUCGUGGGAUUAAUAUUAUAUUUACAAAAUCGUUGUUGCUUGAAAACUAAUUUUAAGUUUGCAAUCGUAGCCGCAGGAUUUUGUUCAGGCAGCCUACCUCACAAAGAUUAUUAUGAUGACAUUCUAACAAUACCGAGUUUGCAUAUAUAUGGAACUAAUGAUAAAAUUAUAACUCCAGAAAUGAGUGAGAAAUUAGCAAAUGUUUUUGAAGAGGAGAAGAGGAUUGAAGUUUUACAUUCCGGUGGUCACUUUUUUCCUGCUUCGUCGCAGCAAAAGCAACAAUACAUUGAUUUUAUGAGAGACAUGCUAAUAUCUAAACUUGAGGAACAAGAAUUAGAAAGACCUGGCGUUAUUAUUACAACUGAUAAUAAUAUUAAUUAAAUUUAAACU